This is a messenger RNA of Bactrocera latifrons, 2491 nucleotides long. It is a transcript of the gene Spg7, whose product is annotated as paraplegin. NCBI's taxonomy places the organism in Eukaryota, Metazoa, Arthropoda, Insecta, Diptera, Tephritidae. Gene Ontology annotation, biological process: mitochondrial protein processing; protein-containing complex assembly. Bases 121 to 2427 code for a protein of 768 amino acids. The record is from RefSeq and is a predicted model, not a curated record. Gene Ontology annotation, molecular function: metalloendopeptidase activity; ATP-dependent peptidase activity; ATP binding. The transcript is spliced from 9 exons. Gene Ontology annotation, cellular component: membrane; m-AAA complex.
GAUGAUAUAUUAUUUACUACCUCCAAAAGUUAGAAUAUUUACCUUUGGUAUUAUUUAUUAAUAUAAAAGAUUCCAGAAACAUUGCUUAUAAUAUCGUAAUCAAAAUAGUUACAGAAAAAAAUGCUUCAAAUAAGUGGUCAGUACAGAUUAACAUGUACAAGGCGGUUAUAUAAUAUGAAAGACUUGCUUUUAAAGAAGUGUACGGAGAAAUUUCACAAUAGUUGUUUCAUUCGACUUCCCAAUCAGUCUAUGUCGAAAACUAAGAUAAAGCAUUUUGCCGCUGAAUACAAAGCUGCUGUGAAUUUACUUGCUAGGUCUUGUGAUGUGUCACCAUUGAUGGUGCGAAGAUUACACUCAAAUAGUGUAUUUUUUACGUCGAAUAAGCCUCCGAAUGACAAGGACAAUGCCGACAGAACAAAUGGUAAAGACAAGAAUAAUGCUAAUAAAAAUGAGAACAACGAAAAAAAUGAAAACGAAGAUAAAAUGAAAUCAAUUCUCUCGAAAGCUUUACUUUGGAUGUUUACUAUUUACAUGCUCGUCGUCUUCUUGUCGCUAAUAAUUACACCUAGAGCAGAACGUCCUGAGGGUUCAACGAGAUAUGUUUCUUGGAAUGAAUUCGUACAUCACAUGUUAGCUACUGGCGAAGUUAAAGAACUCAUUAUACGCCCGGAUAUGGAGAUGGUAACGAUUAUUUUACAUGAAGGUGCCAUAAUUAAAGGAAAAAAGGUUACGUCCACAAUUUUCCACAUGGCUAUAGCCGAUGCAUCUAAGUUUGAAGAAAAAUUGCGGGAAAUCGAAUCAAGGCUUGGUAUUACUGAAGGUGUUGCUGUUACUUAUGAUAGACAUAGUGAUAUUACUGGACGUAUAAUGGUGUUAAUUUUGUUCUUCGCAUUGCUUAUGUCGAUCGCGUCAAGAAUGAAGGGUGUCCGAAGUCCUAUAAGCAUGGAUUCUUUUUCUCAAAUGGGUAGAGCGAAAUUUACUCUAGUCGAUCCUUUUGAAGGAGGAAGAGGAGUACUUUUUAAAGAUGUUGCAGGCCUACAGGAGGCCAAACAAGAAGUGAAAGAAUUUGUUGACUACUUGAAAGCACCACAAAAGUAUCAAAGAUUAGGAGCAAAAGUGCCCAAAGGGGCUUUGCUACUGGGACCACCUGGUUGUGGAAAAACAUUGUUGGCGAAAGCCGUCGCGACUGAAGCUCAAGUGCCUUUCCUAAGUAUGAACGGAUCGGAGUUCAUUGAAAUGAUUGGCGGUCUGGGAGCAGCAAGGGUACGAGAUCUUUUUCAAGAAGGCAAGAAACGAGCUCCAUGCAUAAUAUAUAUUGAUGAAAUCGACGCAAUCGGGCGGCAGCGAUCUGGAACUGAAAGCAUGGGCCAAGGUAGUUCUGGCGAAUUAGAACAAACAUUAAAUCAACUUCUCGUGGAAAUGGAUGGUAUGGCAUCCAAAGAAGGAGUACUUAUGCUUGCAAGUACCAAUCGUGCUGACAUAUUAGACAAGGCAUUACUUCGACCUGGUAGGUUCGAUCGCCAUAUACUGAUUGACUUACCCACUUUACAAGAACGUAAAGAGAUUUUUGAAAAACAUUUAUCUGAUAUAAAAUUGGAUUCUAAGCCUGCGCAGUUUUCGGGAAAACUUGCCAGAUUGACACCAGGAUUUUCAGGCGCUGAUAUUGCUAAUGUAUGUAACGAAGCUGCUUUACAUGCUGCCAGACAGUGUCAAACCAAGGUAUCGGCAUCAAAUUUGGAGUAUGCCGUUGAGCGACUUGUAGGUGGAACCGAAAAACGAUCACAUGCACUUUCACUGGUGGAAAGAAAAGUUGUUGCUUAUCAUGAAUCCGGGCAUGCUCUUGUUGGUUGGCUUCUCCCCAAUUCUGAUAUAUUACUAAAAGUGACAAUUGUGCCCAGAACAAGUCUUGCCUUGGGAUUUGCACAAUAUACACCAAGCGAACAGAAGCUGCAUAGCAAGGAAGAGCUUUUUGAUAAAAUGUGCGUUGCGCUUGGCGGCAGGGCUGCUGAAAAUAUAAUCUUCAAUAAAAUUACUACUGGAGCACAAAAUGAUUUAGAGAAAGUUACGAAAAUCGCAUAUGCUCAGAUAAAAAAAUUUGGAAUGAAUGCAAAUCUAGGGCCAAUAUAUAUAACAGACGCAGAGGAAAGCGGAAGUUUCAAUCACCCAUUUUCGGAAAACCUGCACAGGAUUAUUGACAAAGAAGCUCAAAAUCUAGUAAGCAGUGCAUACCAGAAAACAGAGGAACUAUUGAAAAAAAACUUGGAUAAAUUAGAAAAAAUGGCUGAAGCGCUGCUGGAGAAGGAAACUUUGUCUUAUGAUGAAGUAGUUACUCUGAUCGGACCACCAGCUUACGACGUUGCAAACAGAGCGUUAGAACCUGUUGAGUUCGAAAAGUCUUUAAAAAAUCUAGGAGAAAAAGAUGAGUAAUUUGAGUGAAUUACUUAGUGUUGACAUUUUAAAGUUUUGUGAAUAAAAGUUUUCAAAAAACAUU